CGCGAUGGAAGAAAAUGGCCGCAGAUGUUUUUGUUGACAAAAUCGCUACAAUAAACCAAUAAAGAUGGAAGAAGAGCAAAGAAAGAAGAAACUAGAAGCGGGAAAAGAGAAGUUGGCUGCGUUCCGAAAGAAGAAAGCUAAGAAGAGACGGAAGCCGACGGACGACGAUGCGAGUAGCCAGCGCAGCGGCAACAUGGCUGAUGCGUCGUCGUGUAGUGAUGUGCAGUCCCUCACAGGAGAUAGUGACCAGGGCUCAUUGGUCAGCUACAGCGGGGAGGAGUGGUCAGCAGAGGAGGCGGACAUGCACUCCUCCGUGUACUACCAGACGAAGUUGGUGGAUGCCACGCGCCGAGUUGCUGAGCUGGAGGAGAUGAUGGAAGGGAAGCAGCUCGCUCUGGACAAGGUGGUGCAGGAGAACGACCAGCUCCGACAGCAGCCCAAACAACAGCGAACACCGGACAAUGUAGACAUGGAAAACAACAUAGCAGAAGGCAGAGGGGGCGUCGCUGAACCAAGGGUACAUCUAGGUGAUCUGCAUUCAGCGUUGGCACAGAGGGACCUCAUCAUUCAACAGCUGACCUCGCGACUCAAAGCGACGGCCGAGAAGUCUUCACAUGACUAUACACAAGAAACGCAAACACUAGCCCACCAGGUGUCUCUGCUUCAGCAACAACUUCAGCAGGCUGGUGAAACGCUACGGGCUCAGCUGAACCAACACAAUGUCUCUGCACAAGCCUUGCAGGAAGCCAAGGCUGAGAUCCUGGCACUGCAGAGCCUACUCCAGGAGAAGGAACAGGUGCUUGCUCAGCUCAGGCAGGCCAAGAUGGAAGAUCCACAGAGACUUGAGCAGAGGGAGAAGGAACGGGAAUCAUCUGUCCACGGAUUUGAAUCAAAGACCAAAGAAUUGGAAGCUUCAGUUAGUCAGUAUGAAAUAAGGACACAGGAGCUUGUUGAAAGGUAUGAAUUGAGAGAGAAGGAGUUGGUUGUGUGUGUACAACAACAUGAGGUCAGGGAGCAGGAGUUGGUUGUGUGUGUUCAACAACAUGAGGUCAGGGAGCAGGAGUUGGUUCUGUGUGUUCAACAGCAUGAGGUCAGGGAGAAAGAGCUGGAGGUGUUUGUGCAGCAGUACGCAAGCAAAGAAGCAACUCUACAGGAGACCGUCACCAUGCUUGAGACACAGCUAGCAACAGCAGUCAGUGAGAGGGAAGCUGUUAUGUCCUCCCUAGAAUCUGGUGAGCAGCAGAAGAUUGCUGAGUUGACGUUACAGGUGCAGAACCUGAACCAAGAAAAGGACAAGAUUGUUUCUGAGUUGGAUCAAGUGAAAACAAGAAAUGUUGAGCUUGAAGAGCUGUGUAAGCAAUUGGAGGAGUUGCAGGAGGAAUGUUUGUUGAAGCAGUCUGAGAAUGAUGAACUGAGGAACCGGAUUAAUGACCAGCAGGGUGAGACUCUGGCUCUCAAGUCCCAGGUGGAGGUCCUGCUACAGGAUGGGGACCAAAGCAGCCAGGAUCUGGAUGUGCUCCGGGAUCUCCUGGAGAACAAGGAACAGGAUCAGGAGAUGGAACUCCAGGAGAAGAAUGCAUUCAUUCUGCAGUUAGAGACAGACAUUAAGAAGCUGCAAAAUGAAAACAGCUCAUAUGUGUCCAAUAUUGAAUCUCUGAAUUCACAGAUAUUGCUGUUGCAAGCAGAUCUCAAUGCAUCUGUGAGUGAGAGCAAAUCGUUUAAGACUUUAGCAGAGAGGUUUAAAACUGAGUUGAUGAAAGCUGGGAAGGAUCCUGAAAGUGUUUCUGGAGAUACUGUGGCUGAAGAUGGGGAUGAUGAAUUAGAUGGGUCUGAUGUGUUUGCUGUGGAGUCUGAACUGGAAGUACGAAGAAUCUCUGCAAAUGAUCAGACAAAUGUGGAACUCAAAGGUUUUGUUAUGGAGUCGGUGACUCUAAGUGAAAGUGAAGUGAGAAAAGAAUUUGAAACUGAAGUUUCCCAAAGGGUUUUAGAUGAUGGAGUUGUGAGAACUGAAAAUAUACAGUCUUUGGGUUCAGCCUUCUCUUCCAUUGAUGGAGGAGGUAGUGUGACAAGACCUCCCAAGACUGAUUCACAGAUUGUGACUCUGAACAAAGAGAUUGCCUUGUUGAAGGAAGUGUGUAAGGGGCAUGAGGAAAAAGUAACACAUUUGCUGAAUGAUAAUUCAGUAUUAAAGACUGAAGUGAACAAUUUCAAAACUCAGUCAGCAGCAUUAGAGGCUAAGAUGGGUGAAGUAGAAAGUCAGAAUGGUAUCCUUGUGAAUCAACAACAAGAAUCAUAUUCAGUGUUACAAAGUCUUUCAUCAGAGCUACAAAUAACCUGUGAUAAACUGAAGGACAGCAAGCACAAGUAUGAACAUGUAUCACAACAGCUAUCAGAUCAUCUCGAGGAAAAUGCUGCUCUUGUGGCCAAAUUGAGUGAGACUGGAGAAGAAGUGAAGCUAAUCCAACACAAACUGGAUGAAUCUGAAGAGAAGCUUACGGCCCUUGAAUUGGAAUUGAAACAGAUCAAGGCAGAACUUGAAGGCAAAUGUUUGGAGUAUGAGCACCAGUUAAGUGAAAUGCAGCAGACUAAGAUUGUGCCUGAGUCUGCAGAGUCAAGGGAGCAUGAUGCAGAGAUCCAGAGACUUCAGAAGGAGCUGGAGGAAGCAAAAGCUGGAUUGGAAGAAGUGUGUCUUGGUGCUGAAAGGGGUGCCGAAGCCUUACAGAAUCAAUGUGAUAGAUAUGCAGCUGAGGCUGCUGCACUGCAGACAGAGUUAUCUCAGGCCAAUAAAGACCUAUCUCAGGCCAGGGAAGACCUAUCUCAGGCCAGGGAAGACCUAUCUCAGGCCAGGGAAGUCCUAUCUCAGGCCAGGGAAGACCUAUCUCAGGCCAGGGAAGAACUAUCUCAGGCCAAGGAAGAACUAUCUCAGGCCAGGGAAGAACUAUCUCAGGCCAAUGAAGACCUAUCUCAGGCCAGGGAAGAACUAUCUCAGGCCAAUGAAGACCUAUCUCAGGCCAAUGAAGACCUAUCUCAGGCCAAUGAAGACCUAUCUAAGGUCAGGGAAGAACUAUCUCAGGCCAAUGAAGAACUAUCCCAGAGUCAGGAAAGGAUUGUGGCUUUUGAACAUGAGCAAAAAGAGUUGUUAGCAAAAACAGAAUCAUUGCAGCAAGAGCUUACAACAACAAAUGUUGAAUUUGGUCAUAUUAGAGACAUGUUAGAGAAAGGUCAAGAAGAGUCUAAGAGUUUGGAGUCUGACAAAGAUAGAUAUGACGAUGAGGUAAAGUCACUCAAACAAAAACUGGACAAAGCUAGAGCAGAGCUGCAGCAAGAACAGGAAAAAUCCAUCAGUCUUCAAUGUGAAGUUUCCAGCUUGAAAAAGGAAAUGGAAAAUGUAGAUGAAGUUAUGGCAAAGAAUAAACAAGAAGUGACGUCGUUAAGAGAACAAUAUGAUUCACAGUCAGAAGGGUUUGAGAAAGAAAAGAAGCAAAUUAUUGAGACACUGGAAAUGAAUCUAAAAGAAUCUGAAUCUCAGAGAGAUAUUCUUUGUGAAGAAGUAGCCUCCACCACACAACGACUCCACAGCACCUUGUCUGAGAUUGGGAAAGUGAAUCUCAGACUACAACAAACUGAGGAACUGACAGAACAGAGUCUGCAAGAACUUCAGGACAAAUGUAAAUCAUAUGAAGAAACGAUCAAAACACUCCAGACUGAGACUGAACAUUUACACGAGUUAGAGAAGCAGGUUGUUGAACUGAAGAAGGAACAGGAAUUAAUGAAAACUGACUUGGAUAGCAGGGAAUUGCAGAUAUCCAACCUUAGAGGUGAAGUGGAACAAAGGGAUGUGGAGUUGUGUUCUGUGAAGGAGAUAGCUGAGUCCAAAGUGAGAGAGGAUCAACUACAGAUAACACAAUUACAGGAAGAGCUUCAGAAGCUUCAAAUUGAGCUUGAAGAAUCAGCUCUGAAGUUUGCAAGUUCCCAAGACAUCUCAGAGAAGGUAUCCACUGAACUGAAUGACACAAAAUCUCUACUGUUGACCAGACAGAGUGAACUCGAUCAAACUGUUGCUAAGCUGCAGGAGCUGACUUUUGGAGCUGAACAGAGCCAAGUGGAGCUGCAGAUGAAGUGUGCAGACCAAGCUGCAGAGAUUUCUAAACUUGGAUUAGAUAAGGAGAGAGUGAUGAAGGAACUCGAGAAGGUUGUUGCUGAGGCUGAAACAACAAGAACUGCACUUGUGACGGACAUUGAGAAGUUUAGGAUGGAAGCAGGAAGUCUUCAAACUGAGCUUCAACAAGUGAAGUUGGAACAUGACAAUCGUCUCACUGAGGAGCGACAUGUCAGAUCUGAAUUUAAGUCACAACUUGAUGUUGCUUCAAGUGAAACUACCCAGUUGCAGACUGCUUUAGACAAGGCAAAUAAGGAAGUGGAAGAGACCAAGUGUGAGAUGCAGAAGUUGAGGUGUGAGUACGAGGUUCAGUUGGAACAAUAUGAAAAACAUGUGGAUGACCUCAAGAAUCAAAAUAGAGCAAAUAAAACAGAGGUCGAGCAUUUGCAAAGAAAUUCCCAAUGCGAAGAGGAAACGAAAAUGGAAUUGCAAAAUCUUAUCGAGCAUUCUAUGGCAGAAAUUAAGAGCCUGCAGGAUGACAAGAAAUUAAGCAAAGAAGAACUGGAGGAUGUUCAGACCAAGAAUCAAUCUUUAGAAGAGGCACUGUACAUUGAACAGGCCGCUAGGGUAGAAGUACAGUCUCAGUAUGAUAGCAUAUCAUCUGAGUUUGACAGAGUAAAUGCAAGUGAAAAGAAACUAAAAAAAGACUUUGUUAAUUAUGUUCAAAGAAUUGAGUUUUUGAUUACACUGACAAACUUGAACAACGAAAAUAUUCAACAUGUUGAUGUGUCAAAUAUUGGAACUGGUUUGGGUUUAUUGGAAGAAUAUUUGAACAGGAUGAAGGUUUAUCUUGAAGAACAGACAGCAAUCCAGGAAGGCUUGACAGAAAAGGUUACUUGUCUUGAAGCUAGCAACACUGAACUGAACCACCGGAUAUCAUCACUGUCUGGUUCAGAAGAAGCUUUGAAGUCAGCCGUGGAGGACCUGAAGGGACACCUGGAGAAGGCUGAGGUGCAGGGGUCAUCGGCACUGGCGGAGAUGAAGUCCUGUCAGCAGAGGGUGGAAACUCUGCAGGAAGAGAAAGAAAUACUGAAAGCCAACUUUGACUCCUGCAUGGUGGACAUGCAGCAGAAAUUAUCUGAGCAGGAUACGAGGACAAGAAAACUUCAAGGAGAGAUGAUGGAGACUGCCAAAGAAAAAGACCGAGAUAUCAAUGAGACGAAAAUGAUGUAUGAUGCCCAUAUAUCUCAGCUGGAAGAAAAACAGCUUGUGGUUGAGGCUGAGCUUGCUCGGGCAAAGAAGAUAAUCUCUGAAUCUACAGACACUAAGAGCAGUGACCUGGAAACCUAUGAGAACAAAGUUUCUGAGAUGGAGGAAAGCAUCAGCCGAUUGGAGUUUGAGAAAACAAAACUACAGGACCAGCUGGCUAAAUGCAGUGAAAACUUCCAACAAGAGAAGGAGGAGAUCAAGAGUAUUUUUGAGUCUCAGAUUACCGAGCUGGAAGAGAACUGCAAAGCACUGGAGUCUACAAUGUUCAGACUCAAGGAUCAGUUGUCUGAUGCAGCUAAGGCUCAUGAACAGGAGAAAGAAGACAUGGAAAAGAACUUUGACAUGCAGCUGUCAGAAUGGGAAGACAGAUGUAGAAUAUUCGAAAUGGAUAAUGGAAAGUUAAAGAGACAGAUGGAUGAAAUGGAUAAAGAUUUCAAAUCUGAGAAAGAGGAAAUGGAGAAGAUGUAUGAAAGACAACUUAUUGAUUUGGAGGACAGAUGUAGUCAGAGUGAACUCACAGCCAACAAGUCAAAGCGUAAUAUGGCAGAUAUUUCCGUAGACUUUGAUGAUGCAAAAGUUUCUUAUCAGAUACAGAUUCAAGAACUGGAAGAAAGGUGUGUGGAGCUUGAGAAGAGCAGACUGGAAGUUCAAGAAAGACUUGAAUUGGUGAGUGAAAGUGCCCAGCAAGAGAGGAAGAGUCUUCAGGGAUCCAUGUCUUCUCAAAUCAGUGAUAUUCAGAAGCGUUAUACUGUAUUAGAAACAGAGUAUGCAGCAUUGAAAGAUGUUUUUGAACAGACUCAGAUUAGUCACAAAGAUGAAGUAGAUCAGCUGAAGCUUGAUUAUCAGAGGAAGAUGGCAGGUUUGGAGGGAAAGUUGGAACAGUCUUCGGUUCAGAUAGUGCAAGAGAGUCUGAAAGUAGAAACUGCUUUCUCAGAAAAGGAAGAAAUUCAGAGCCAGAGAACAAACACUGAGGCAUACAAACUGGAGAUUGAUAGAUUGACAAAGGAAAAGGAGGAUAUUCAGACAGAGCUUGAAGUUGAGAGAGAGCAUGUGAAAGAGGUAAUUCAGAAACUUGAGAAUUUGAACACCAAUCACAAAAGAGAGACUGAAAAUUAUAGAAUGCAGAUUGAAAGUAUGGCCUCAGGGGAAGGUUCAGAAGCAGUUAAGGAGAAUAUGGAUAGAAUGAGAACUGAAAUAGACAAACUUACUUUGGAAAUUGCUUCUUCAAAACAGGACAUGAAAAAAGAAAAGCAAAAAUUGAAAGCAGCCAAACUUGCAGCUGAGAAGAGCAAGAAGGAAGCCCAAAUGAUGAAGGCAUCAUCUGAUCAGGAGGUCCAAUCUCUGAAGCUGAGGCUAGAAGCCUGGGAGGUUGAGCUCAUCCAGAGGAGGAAGUUUGUGGAACAGGACCAAACUGGGGUGGACAGUGAGGGAGCAGGGUCUGAUGCCGGUUCUAAGAGACAAGCAGAGCUUGAGACACUUGUGAAGAAUUAUGAAAGAAAGGUUGAUGAUCUCACACGCAAACUGAAGCAGCAUGAGACUGACCCAAGGCAGCUGAAUGUUGUCCAAGGAUCAACUGAACCAAGACAGGAAGGUUUUGAGGCUUUAGAAGAACCACCAUUUACAGAUGCCUUUGAACCUGAGCCUUUAACUCCAGAUAUGUUACAAAAUCAACCAAGAUUUCCUUCCGAUGGAGGCUACAUUCCUAAGGAAACAGUUGUUCCAAUAGUGCAAGGAUUCCAGCCUGAACUUGAAGGUCAUGGUGAAGGUUUUGUACCUGAGGCUGUUCAUCCAUUGAGUCACAACUUAACAUUAAAUAUGCCCAAAGAACAGCAAGCCAAUGUUCAAACUGAGUCACAUUCUGCCCAGCCCAAUGAUAACCUCACCAGUGGAGAUGGCUUCCAGCCAGAGGUGGAUGAUUCCAAAACUGACACAUUCCAACCUGAAGCUGCUGGUGAAUUUAAACCAGAUCACAUACAAUCUCAAACCCACCUGACUCUCAGCACCUUUCCUCAAUUGUCUACCCUUACAACUGAAGCAAAGUCGUCUGCCAAUACAACUGGAACACAAACUGAGGCCUCCGAUUUACUGUCGCCCAGUACCAUGGAGCUUGACACACAAGGACCAACAUUAACAUCUCCUGCUAGUGAUUCAUCAAUGUCUGAAGAUCUCCAUCUGAUGAAGAGGCAGCAUGACCAUGAGAAAGAUCUUCUAGAGGAAGAGUAUAUCAGGAAAAUGAAGAGUCUUGAGGUGGAGCUGCAACACAAGCAUCAGACUGCCAUGGAGGAGUACCAAAAGUCUGUUGAUCAGAAGAUGCAGCAGGACUUAUCAAUUAGGACACAGAAGAAACAUCAGGAAUUCAUCAUGGAAUUGAGGAAAGCGAGGAAGAAACUGGAGGCCAAACACAAGUCUGAAGUGGAGAAGGUGAAACAUGAGAUGUCCUCCAGACUUGAGGCAGCAGUUGUAGAGCAGUCUGAGUCUGAGCUUCUCAAGCAACUCCACAAGGAGAACCAGGAACUUGCUGAGGCAAGAGAUGCUCUGCUGCAAGAGAUCUCACAGAACCAGCAGAGUCGUGAGGAGCAGGAAUCGUGGCAGACAAAGCCAGAAAUUAAAACUUCCUCACCUAAAGCUGAUCAAUCGACUGAUGAAUCCCAGAGAGACGGCUCUGAUCGACACCAAUCAGACAGAUUCCUUGAAGAGCUGGAGAGUUUGUCUCAGAGAUCGGGUAGUGAAUUGCCCCUUGAGUGGGAAAUGGCAAUGUCCGUAGAGGAUGGAGUGUUUGACAGAGAACUGGAUGGAGAUGGAUACUGUGCCAGGCAUGAGUGCCUCGAGAUAAAACAAAGGUAUCAGAGACUUUUUGAAUUGUACCAGCGGGUUCAAGGUGACACUGAGAGUGUUUUCAUUGUGGAACAUAGUCCAGAGAGGAACCCAAGCUCAAGUCUUGGAAGGAGAAGCCGUAUUGAUAGUAGUGAGCAAGGAAGUGAGAACACAGGAUCUAGCUAUCCAAGACAUGAAGGUGUGGACACUUCACAAGAAGUCAGUGAGGGUGACUUUGAGGAUAGCUUCAAGGAUAGGAUUCAGAAACUGGAAGCAGAGAAUAUUGCUUUGGAGAAGAAGCUGUGUGACCAGCUUGAGAAGUUCAGCGUGGAGAAACAUCAUUUGGAGGAGAGAUGCGAACAUCUUCAGAUAAACUUGAACAACACAGCAUUUUCUCGCCAGGAAGUUGAGGACAAGCUAGUGCAACAGAAUGAAAUACUCCAGAGCUCACUGUCCCAGCUUAGGACCGAGUUCAAGUCGCCUAUUGAUGAGGAAAUAUUGGAGGAAGUUGUUGAUCAAUCUACUUGUGCCUUUGGGAUGGCUUCUGUUCAAACACAGACUGAAAUAAGUGGGGACAUUUUAGUGACAAUAUUGAACGAACAGAUUGAGACCAGUCAGAGAUCCUUUGUAGGGGAAAAUGACUCAGCUGAAGACAUACUGGAAAAGACUUUGUCAGCGAAGAAGGAAGGUGAAAGUUGUAACCCAGAUGCAAGAAUGAGCACGCCGAAGAGUGAAAAGAAGAAUGUACGAACUGAGCUCAGCUUCACUGACAGUGAAGCAGGAACGUCAGGAUUUGGACAGUCUGGAAUAUCUUCUGCAUCCUCACCAGGUGACAGUUUCCUUUUGCCAAGUAUAGAUCACAUGGAAAGCAUGAUCUUCUCAGAUUCACGGAGCUCGCUGAGUCCGACCAGCAGGGGGAGGAAGAAGAAGGAGCCCCCGAUUGAGAUCUCAUUCAACACGACCUCGGUUGUCUCGAUGAAAAGUACAGAAGGAGGGACGUCUGUAAACCAGGAGCAGAUAGAAAUUACAGGGACUGUGAAGUCGGCAGGAACUAUUGUACCAGAAGAUUAUGCCAAGGUGGCGCUGGAGAUUCAUCAUACUGAGCUUGUAGAGGAGAUCACAAGACUGAAGCGUGAUCUUCAUGAAACUAAGGCCAUGUAUGCACGUGAGAAUGCCUUGCUGCAAGAACAGGUUGAGAGGGAGAAGAUAGCUCGACAGUUGUGGCUGGAAAAGAGGGUUCCCGAUGACCAGCUCAUCAAGGAGCUGCCUCUACAGACUGAUGUGAUAGAACUACGCCAAGAAGUGGCUUUGCUGAAGGAGAAUAAUAAGAUGGUUAUGAGUGACAACAAACAUCUGAUGGAGCAGGUAAGGGAGAAGGAGUGUGUCCUAUUGCAUUUCCGGGAUAAGUACGAUCUACAGGCUAUCGAGCCAGAAGAGUUUUCUCAUGGGUCUGACACCCAGCUGCUGAUCAUACAGAAGCAGAGGGAUGAGUUGUUGGAGGAGCUCAAGGACUUUCAUUCGGAACAUGAAAGACUCUUGUCAGUUCUGGAUGCUCGAACAGUCAUGGAAGAGACCCUGAGACGAGAGAAAGAGAUGCUGCUGGAGAAGUUGGUCCAACAUGAAGAUGUUCAGAACAUCUCCACCCAGAAGCACCUGGAACUAGAGUUCAUUCGGGGAGAGCAGAGAAGGCUUGAGCAGCUUUUGCUCCUGAAGGAUGAGAAUGAGCAGCAGCUGCUGAAGCAGAAGCGAGUCCUGGAAGGGGAGUUUUACGACAUCGAAGGUAGAUUGAGAGAAAGGGAAGCAUUCCUGGAAGAAGAGAAGCACAGAUUGUUAAGGGAAGUGAAAGAAAAGAACCUGACCAUCAUGAAGCUUGAGACAAUGACCGGAGGAUCCACAGAUGGCCACAGUGGACAUGGUGCACGACGAGCCUCGACAGGACACGUGCCCAGUGGUACCAAGUCAGGUGUGAGUUCCAGUCCGGUGGCAUCGGACACUCCCUACGACGAGGCGAUCGAGAUUCUGAGAGAGAAGCUAAAGCUGGAGUAUGAAGUCAAGGAGGCCGUGAUUCAGGAACAACACGCCGGACAGACAGCAGCGUUCUGGCAGCAACAGAACAAGAAGCUGGAGUCACUACGGGUCCAGCAUGAAUCUCAGAUGGCGGCUUUACAAGGUGAACUGGAUGCAGAGCGGGACCGCAGCUCCCAGCAGGACUUGCAGCUUCAGGAACAUCACCAGCAGAGUGUUGCCCGGCUGCGAGGAGAGUUGGCGGAGGAGAAGGCGGCCUUGUUGGAUACCGUGCUGACCCAGAUCUCCGAACUCACACACCGCCAGAUCCAACAGGCCAAACACGAGAACCGGGAUGAAGUAGAGCUGCAGGUGAAGGCGAUGAAGGUGGCGAUGGAGCAGAUCCACACAAGUCAGCUGAGCCUGGUGCGGUCGGAGCUGAAGGCGGAGCAUGCCGCCCACAUAACCUGUCUACGUAAAACACUUACCAAAGAGCAACUUGCCUCUGUGGAGACAACACUACACAGCCACUCACAGACUGACCCGGGUGCUACGUCAGGUUUGGGUUCAGUGGAUGAGCGACUCACCCAGAGAUACGAACACCUGGUGCAGAGAAUCAAUGAGCAGUUGGAACUGCAGGUGCUCCGUGACCUUGAAGAAGCUCCCCCUGGUGGUGACCCCCGUGAUCUCAGUGACCCCAGCACUUCAGAAGCAAUCCGGAAUCUUCUUGAGAGUCAGCGAGAAGAGAUCUCCCAGCUGAGGAGUCAGAUGUUGUCGGAGUACGAGAUGAUGUUACAGUCCCGGACACAAGGUGUCACAUCGCAGUCGGAGCAGGUGACGGUGUUGCAGCGGGAGAUGGAGGCGCUGCAGUCACAGUAUGAGGACCAAGUCCGAACAUUCCAGGAGAAGCUAGCCCUCACUUCUGAGUCCGACAAGGAAAAGAUUCGAACUCAAGAACAACAAACCAAAGAACUUGAAAGCUUGCGGACAUACUAUGAAAAACAUGUGCAGGAUAUUGAGAAAACAUAUUCCGACGAAAUAACUGAUUUGAGGACUAAAUAUGAAACCCAGAUCAGCAACAUGCUAACGAGCACCGAUAGAGAUUCUGAAAAUUUAUCUGAUUCAAGAGAGUUUGAGAAACUUGCUAAAGAAAGAGAAUAUGUGCAGAGGACAACCAUGUUGACUGUCAUUACUGAUAGUGAUGAGUCUUCUGCCACGGAAUCACCACGCGGGGCCCAUAAGUCUGUGUCAAGACUCUCGGAUCUGGAGAGGCUGGUGCAAGAGCGUGACGUCAAGAUCAGUGACUUGGAAAAAUUGCUCGAAGAAGAGAAAGGAAGAUCAAGAGAAUCGGCUGAGGAAGUGAAAUCUUUGAAAGAUCAGUUAAAUGAACAAGAAAAGAGAAUUAGUGAUUUGAAUUCUGAACUUUCUGAAAAGGUGAAGGCUGUUUUGGAGCUCCAGAAUGUUGUGUCUGAUAAAGAGAAAGAUAUCUUGGAGCUCCAGUGUGUUGUGUCUGAGAGGAAGAAGGAUGUUGAGGAUAUUAAGACUGUUGUUUCAGACAAGGAGAAAGUUAUUGAGGGGCUGGAAGGUGUUGUUGCAGAAAAGGAGAAACUGCUUCAAAAUAUUGAGGAUGAAAAGGAGAAAUAUUUGAGUGAGUUGCAAGAAAAGGACAUCCGGAGUGAUGACUCGAGCAGUGUUGAUUACUCUCAGGAAAAGCACGAGCUCAUCACGAAGCUGGAGGAGCUGGAGCACUCUCACAAGCAAGAGCUGGAGUCCCUUCGACAUGACCUUGAGCACGACAGUCAAGUGGAAAUCGAAACCCUACAGUCAGAGUUCAAAGUACAACUUGAAAUUGAACUUAAACGACAGGCUGCUGAAUUACAAACAAUUCACGAAGAAAAUGUGAAAAACUUGGAAUUAAGUCAACAAGUAAGUGGGUUUGGUCGUGUAGUAUCAAGGGAGGUAACGUCUGUAGUAUCAAGGGAGGUAACUUCUGUUGACACAAAUGUUCAGCUGGAGCAGACAGUCUCAGUGGACACAGGCGACAGUGAUUUGAGUUCCUCAGAGGGAAUAUCAAGUGGUGCAACGGCUGUUGCUGUUGAUGUUGUCGAUGCUGUUCCUGUUGAUGUUGAUGAAGUUGAUGCUGUUCCUGUGGAGGAUACGGUUGAUGCUGAUGCUGAGGUUAGGAUACAGCUUGAAUCAAAGAUUAAAUCUUUGGAAGCCGAGUUGGAGAGAUUACAAUCAGAGCGAGAUGAACUUUGCCAGAAGCAUCACCAGGACAUAGAGAGUCUUCAGUCUCAGUUGGACGAAGAGAGAGAAAGAUAUGACAAGCUUGUUUCCGACAUGGAUGACGAGGAGGUUCUGAAGGAGAAAUACGACCAGCAGCUCGAGUUGUCCAAGCAGCUCAUGCAGCAGGAGUUCACUGAGACGCUGGAGUCCGAGAGGUCUCGGUUCAUGGAGCGUCACCGUAAGAUGAUGGACAACUUCAUGGCCGACCGGACCCAGGAGGCCGAGGAGCUCAAGGCCAAGCAGGAGGCCGAGCUUCAACAGCUGAAGGACCAACUCAUCUCACGGGAUGCUGAAGUUGCUCGACUCACAAGUCAACAUGCCGAGGAGCUUGAGACAGUCACACGCUUACAGACAGAGGCGGAUGCUGAGAACAGUGAUGAUGAAAGGAAGAGACGGGAUGGAGAGAAGGAUGAAAAUGAUGGAGAUAAGGAUGAGAGUGAUGGAGAGAAGGAGAGACAAACUGAAUUGAUAGAGAGACACAAGGGAGAGAUGGAGGAAGUGGAAAACAAGUGGAAGAAACAACUUGAAGAGCUGAAGGCUGCCCACGAGGAUGAGAUGUCCGCGGCUGCCAUGGACACAGAGGCGGUCAAGGCCGAGUUAGAGACCGCCCACCAGAGGGAGCUGCAAGAUCUAGAGACACGUCUGUCUCGGUCCCACCAGACGGAGAUGGAAGACCUCUGUUCUGAGCACCAGCACAAGAUGGACCAGCUCCUCAGACAACAGAAUGACCAGAGCCGUGUCCAGCACCAGGAAUCUCUUGACCAGGAUGACCAGGAUGAGGGGCUGAGGGAGGCGAUGCGAGAAGUGUCUGAGGUGGUUCUGCCGUCACAGACGACGCCACUCCUGAGUGCGACCGAUUUGGACUCAACCCUGGAGAGUGAGGUGUCUGGGGCUGAAGGGGACCACCUCAUGAAGAGCACCCCCCGGGACCCGGGGCCUGAGGCUGGGAGCAGCAGGGGCAGCACCCCGGAUGAGAUGCUGGCCACACGGUCCUUCGCUGAAGUUGUGCGAGGGAUUCCCCCGAUUGUGUCCGAGGAAGAGAUGAGGGAGAAAGAGGAAAGGAUCCAUCAGCUGGAGGAGGAGGUGAGGACGUUGCGAGCCCGGCUGGAGACUGAGGAGAGUGAGGAGCAGCUGCUGACGGGGAGGAGAGCUCGAGAGGCGGAGGAGGAGGGCAACCUGGUGAUGAUGCUCCGGGGCGACCUGGACAGGAUCAGCGCUGAAAGGGAUGCCGUGCAGAAUGCCAAUGACCGUCUGCUCCAAGUACUGACGGAUUCUGUCAAGAACUAUGUGUCAGUGGAAGACAUCAUCAACAAGAAACUGACACGCCUGGUCAACCAGUCAGGGUCAAGGUCAAGGCCGUCCAGUGGAACGUCCCGGGAGGAUGGGCGUGGGACGGAUACUGAUGGGCACAGGGAGAGUCGAGGACAUGAAUUUGGAGCCAGAGCUCCCUCACCGAGAAGUGACAGAGCUGACACUAGCCAGGACAGCACGGCUCUGGAGGAGACGAGUAUUCUGUCCAACAACACAGAUGAGGGGCUCGACCUGUCCCAGAGACUCACAGAGAGCAUCUUCACAGGACCGGAACUCGAUGCCGAGGGAGAGGAGAUUCUCUCAGAUGCCCGGGGCAGGCUGCAGACCUCGGUGAACAGCCUGCUGGAGAUGAUUGAGAAGACUACGCAGCAGCUGAUGGAGGCCAAGCACACGCAGCAGGAGCUGGUCGACACGCUGGCCUCCCGCAGCACCGAGGCCGAGGUGCUGCAGGCGCGCUGCACCGACAUUGAUGACCGACUGCGCGAGGAGGUCGCCGCCAAGGAGUACCUGUCACUGGAGCUACACAAGGCAGAAGGCUUGAUAUCAGGAUACGCCACGGAGAGGGACGGCCUGGAGCAGAGGCUGGAGUGUCUCGAGGAACAACGGCAAGGACUGGCCAUCGACCUCGAGACCACGCGCAACAAGCUACAGGAGUUCCAGAAUGCCCACCACGAGAUCCAGUCCCGGCAGGAGUCGGUCGAUCGGCAGGAACAGAUCCUGAGGGAAAAUGUCGGCCAGGAGACACAAGCGACAGUCUCGAUGCCCACCGAGUUGUCCACCACACCUCCAGCGCUGCUUCUUGAGGUGACGAGUCUGACCGUGGACAAACAGGAGCUAGAGAAGCAAACCAAACACCAGUUGGACCGGAGCCAGUCUCGGAUCCAUGAGUUGGAGCUCGGUGUGGAGGAGAUGGAGCGGCUCCAUGAAGAGGGCCUGGAGCGCAAACGGGAAGAAAUAGAGGACCUUCGCCUCCAGCUGGACAGUGUGGAGAGACAGCUGAAGGCCUCCAAACAGUUUCUGGCUGAGCAGUCUGGGGAGCGGGAACAGGAGCGGGAGGACUACCAGCGAGAGGUGGAGCGGCUCCAGGAGAUGCUGCAGGAUCGGGACAAGAGGCAGAGUGCCCAGGGCCGGCUCCAGAGGGAGGUGCAGGUCUUGUCCGAGCAGCUUCAGGACCGUCUGGCUGUGGAGGGGGAGCAUGAUGAGCAGACUCGCAGAUUACGCCUGGUCCUUCAGGACAAGGAGCUGACAGCCUCUGAGCUGAAGGAGUGGGUGACGCAGCUCGAGCAGGAAGUGGAUGAGAGAGCUGCCUUGGAGCACGGGCUGAAGCAGAAAAUUGUGAGACUAGAGAAGCAGUUGUCCUUGAGGCCGGUGCCCGAUGAAACGUCAGACAGCUCCCUCAACUCCACGGCUGAGCAGCCACUCUCUAAACCCGACCUGAUGUCUCCAGACCGGCGCAGUCCGCUGAGAAGACAGAUCACCCUGGAGGAAGAACUGGAGAGGACGAAGAAGAGUGGAGAGGAACUGGCCCUGGAGAAGGACGUCCUCCAGCAGCAGGUGAGAGAGCAGCUCCUGCAGAUCUCAGCGCUGAGGAACCAGCUGGAUGACAUGCGGCACUAUGGAGGGGAGGCGCCCACGGCAACCCACGCAUCACAGCUGAGGGAGAGGCUGGCGGUGGAGAGAGAGUCACUGGAGAUGAAAGAGGAGGAGGUGACCAGCCUCCAGGAGCAGAAGGAUGGGCUGAAGCAGAAGCUGCAGGAGAAGGAGACGGAGGUCCAGAGACUCCGGGCGGAGCUGGAUGAGAGCAACCACCAGGCUUCUGUCGACCCUGCUCUCAAGGCCAGGGAGGAGAAUGCUCAUCUCAAGGCGGAGGUGGAGAAGCUUCUUGGACACCAGGAAGAUUCAGUCGAGGUCGGACUGCCACGCUUGACACAGGACCUGCUGGAUGAGAAGAACCGGGAAAUCGAUGAUCUGUCGGAGCAGAUCAGUCAACUUCAGAUGGCACUAGAGGCAACCUCUAUCAUUGAUGACAGUGUCAGAGAGAAUGAUGAAAUGGAACUACUUCGAGAAGAUCUACGCCAGAAAGCUGAAACAAUCUCCGAGUUACAGGAGAAACUGUCAUCGGUCAACCGUGGCAGUCAGUUUUUCGGAGACAUGUCUCUGACAGAUGCUGACCGAAGUCUACUGGAGUCUUCUUUCACAGAGAAGACCAACUUCCAACAGGAGUUAGAGGAGACCAUAGCUCAGAAAGAGGAUGAAAUGUCUGAUCUGAGGAAGGAGCUUGAAACAUCGCAGUUAGCUCUCACAGAAGUGGAGGCAGAGAAAAUCAGUUUGAAAACUGAAAUGGAGCAAAGAGUGAAGAAGCUUGAGAUGGGACUGGAAUCAGCUCGGACGGCUCUUACAGAUGCUGAGCAGAACCAGGAACAGAGUCCUGAAGAGAUCCAGGAACAGAGUCUUGAGGAGAACCAGGAACAGAGUCCUGAAGAGAUUCCUGAGGACAAAGACGAGAUGUCUCAUGAGAAGGACCAGAUGGAGAGUCUCCAGAUGGAACUGGAGCAGACACAGCAGGCUCUCAAGGAGGCUCAGGAACAACUGAAAGCUCAGGAGCAGAUUGAUGAGAUGCAAAAGGAGCUGCAGAAGGUGCAGGAGGCUUUGAAAGAAACUGAUGCUCAGAAUAGUGACCUCCAGAAAGAACUGAAGGAAUCAAAGGAGGCUUUGAAGGAAGCAGAAGAAAAGUUAACAGAUAAGGAUGAUGUGGAUGUUGAUGAGCUGAGGAAAGAACUUGAAGAGGCUCAGCAAGCUCUGAAAGAUGCUGAGGAGAAAUUACAAGCUGGGGACAGUGACAGUUACUCUGAGCUUCAGAAAAAGCUAGAAGAUGCCCAUAUAUCUUUGAAAGAAACGGAAGAGAAGCUUACAGCUCAGGACAGUGAACUUCAGCAGACAGUUGAGGAAAGUCAUCAAGCUCUGAAGGAUGCUAAGGAGAAAUUACAUGCUGAACACAGUGAGAAGAUGUCUGUGCUUCAGAAAGAGCUAGAAACAACCAGAGUUUCUCUGAAAGAAGCUGAAGAGAAGGUUAUUGCUCAGGACAGUGAACUUCAACAGAAGCUGGAGGAGGUUCAGCAGGCUCUAAAUGAUGCUCAGGAGAAGCUACAGCUUCAACCAAACCCUGAUCAUCAAACACAACUGGAGGAGGCUCAAAAAGCUCUGAAAGAGUCUGAAGAGAAAUUUCACCUUCAAAGCAACAACGACAGCAAUGAGUUGCAGAGACAGCUCGAGGAGGUUCGAGUUGCUCUGGCUGAGGCGAAUGAAGCGAGGGAGAAUCUUGAGGGUCAUCUGAGUGAGCGGGAGUCAGAGCUGAAUCACCUUCAAGAGGAACGAGACCACAAACAGCUCGCUCUGGAGCAGGUGAACGUCCAAGUGGAUGCAUUCCAGGAGGAGAUCAAGUCACUCACCGGCUUCCAGACUGAGCUGCAGAAGGACUUCGACACUGUCCAGUCUAUGCUAGAAGAGAAGGAGAGGGAGAUCGAGACACUCACACGAGAGCUGACCGAAUCCCGCCUACCACCAGAGGGAGCCACCUCUGAACUACAGGAUAAAUAUGACGCUGAGCUCCUGAGUCUCAAGAAGACAAUCCAGGCGAAGGUGAACAUCAUUGAGGAGAAGGAGGAGGAGCUGUACGUCCUGAACGAGAAACUUGAGUUACAGGAUACCAUCGGUGGUGAGCUGUCCACAGUUCGUCAACAGCUAGCUGACACUGAAGUGACCCUGGAUGAUGUACGGCUUGCCAAACAGAACUUGGAAGAAGAGGUCAAACUUCUUCAACAGAAGCUAGAGAGUUCAUCAGCGGAGUUCAGUCAUGAAGAUGGCCACGAAAAGGAGUCCAGCUUGGUCAGCAUCAGUCAACUCCAGGAAGAGCUGUCUCAGAAAGAAGAGAAGCUGGACAGUGUCCGAGCUGAAGUGGAGGAGCUGAAAGAGAGACUGAGCGAACAGCAGAAGGAGCUGAAUGAUGUUCGGGGCAAACUCCAGGAGAAGGAGGUCUGGCUUGAGGAGCAGCAGGCUGGCCAAGAGGAGGAGGGACAGGUGGAGAGGCUCCAGAGGAGGAUUGUUGAAUUGGAGGAAGAGAAGAAAAGCAUUGAAGAAGGACAGGUUGAAGACCUAAGGCAGAAGAUUGAGGACCUGGAGACAAAACUGAGAGGGAGGGAUGCAUCAGGGAUUGAUGGUGGAGAGGUUGUGGAAGAAGAUGCGAUUGUUGUUGAUCUCAUCGAUGAAGUUGAAGGUGUCCCAGCUGAAAGAGAUUGCAGCAUCGGAGGAGAUGCGGACAUUGCCAAUGAGACCAGGAAUAUCAUGGAAGAGUUGAAUAUGAAAAUAAGUGAGCUUGAAGAAGCUUUACAUGAGAAAGAAGAAUUGUUGGCCAGAUUGAGUUUAGAGAAUUCUGAAGCUACUCCUGCAAAGUCAGAUCUCAGUAAACAGUUGAGUGAGAAGACACAGCUGUAUGACCAACUCCUUACUGAUAAGAUCAUGCUGGAGCAGACUGUCAUAGAUUUGGAAACAAAGCUGGAGGAAAAGCAAGAAUAUUUAGAAAACUUAGAUUAUGAUAAGAAUGAACUCUCAGAGAAAGAAGAACUCAUCGCAAAACUGAAACAAGAACUGAAAGACAAGGAAACCGACACAAGUUCAGGACAGAUUGAUUCAGAGGAAAGUGAACGUUUGAGAGACCUUCAGAAGGAGAUCGAGGAGAAGGAAUUGAAGAUCAUAGAACUGGAAUCACACUGUGCAGAACAGAAGCAGCAGCUAGAGACGGGGGGUCUCCACAUCCUUCAGCAGCAGGUCCAGGAGAAGAACCUGAGAAUAGAAGAACUGGAGGCCAAGUACGAAGACCUGAAACAACAGAUGCGGGAGGAGGCUGGGAAGCUGGAGGAGGAGAUCCAGAAGAUCCACCAGAUCCAGGAGAGGCAGCCCGACAUGGGAGUCCUGGCCGAGACCCAGCAGAAGGUGAGGGAGGUCACGGCAGAGCUGGGCAAGACCAGGGAGAAGCUGCUGGCUGCAGAGACGAGCUUGGAGCAGACCCUUGUGCAGCUGGCCGAGAGAGACGAACAAAUCAAGGCUCUCUUUGAAAAGGGACAGCCUCGGCUUGACACGAGCAGUCAGUCACAAGAGGAAGUGAAUCGAGCUCUGGAGGACUCACAACAGGAAGUGUAUGAACUCUCACUAGAGUUACGGGAAAAAGACGAGGAUCUUGAACGACUGUCUACAGCUCUCACAGCAACGGAAGAGGAACUUGAGAUCAAGUCAUCUCGUCUUCGGACUGUGGAAGAAGACCAUGAGAAGAUACUGAAGGACUUACGCGAGACGGAGGAGAAGCUGAAGCAGACCUCGUUUGAACUGACCAAUGCGCAGCGAGAUCAACUGUCAAUCUCUCUGCCAUUGGACUUGGAUGAGGAUCAUCAGCUGAUGACUCGAUCGGAGUCAGAACCGGCACUGAAUAACUGGAGACGUGAGAGUCAUCUGUUCAGGUCACGUUUACACGAGGUGGAGAGUCUUGUGCGUCAACAGAAGCAGGAACUUGGCUCCAAGAACAAAGAGUUGUCGGUCGUUCGUAAACAGCUGGAGCAAUGGCUGUCCCAGGACCGCGGAGACGGAGACGUGAAGACACAUAUAACAUCACUCCAACAAGAGAUUCAGGAACGUGAUAAGAAGAACCAACUCCUUCAAGCAGAAAUCGAUGAAUUAAAUGAAACUCUCCUUAUAAGGGACACUGAAAUUCAUGCAGUCCGUGCAUCCGAGUCUCAGCGGUAUUCUAGUGCAAGGGAGGCAACUCCUCCUGAAAGUGAACAUCAAAUACGCCACCUGAGACACGAACUACGGAAAGCCAAAUCGGCACUUGCAGAAAUUCAUCAUAACGGUGACUUCCUUGAUCGAACUCCUGAGGGCAGUGCUACGGAGGAUGACCAAUCACCUCUGAGAUUGGGAGAAGAUGCUCGUAAUCUUCGGCGGGAAGUAGCCCAACUGAAGGAAGAGCUUCAAAUAUUUAAGACAACAGCUUCUAUGUCAUCGAGAGAUUUUGUUAAGAAGGUGAUGGAGCUGAGACAGGAGCUAUCCGAGGAACACAAGAACCACAUCCGGGACAUCCAGGAGCGACUCAAGAUGGAUGCUGAGUCCCAGCUCACCACGCUGCAGCUCCGACAUGAAGAUGAGAUCAAGCAGCUCCGUCAGCUCCAUGACCGCAAGAUGCAGGCCGUCCUCGCCGAGCAGAGGCAGGACCUGGAGAAGCAACACAAGACGGAGAUCAACAGACUGAUAGCGGAACACAAGCAGGAGGUGGACCUGGUCCGGGAUGAGGGCAUCGUGCGAGAUGAUGCAUCUGUGACAGACCUGAGGCAGAGUCUGAUCUCCGACAUCCAGCAGACGGAACUGAUGGACAACCGUCUCAUGGAGCAGCUUGACGGACCGGGUGGAGAAGACUCGGACACCACAAGCAUCACCGACACGGCCAGCAUUGAGGCAGCGCCACCUGGUGCUAUAUCCACAAAGCUACAGGUGUUGUUGAGCCGGCUACACAAGAAGGGUGUCCAUGUGCUUACACUCUCCGAGCUCCAGUUCCUUCAACGGCACAUGUCUCAUGACCAUCUGAAGGGCGAUAUUGAUAUUGAUGCCGUGCGACAGGCCUGGGAGAGAGAACGUGAGACAUUGCUGUCCACCAUCAACUCACUCAAGGACCUCCUGGCCAGGGUGCACAAAGCCAACAAUGUGGACAGGUGUGAGGGGGAGGAGGACUGGCGUGGAGACCUGCUGGCGGCCGUCUGUGGACUGUUUGACAAGGAACGUGAGGCUGUGUUGGCAGAACUGCGGACAUAUGUGGUCACUCACGCCCCCGACGCUGACCCCAGCACCAGGAGGCUUGAACAGAGAAUCUCCGAUCAGGAGGUCCUCCACCGGUCAGCACUGGACCAGCUACACCACUCGGACCGGCAGUCCAUGCUGUCGGAGAUGGAGGCGCUGCGGAAGAAGGCGAGUGAGACGCGGCGGCAGACGGACGAGCAGCAGCGGGAGUACAGCACCACCCUCUCCUCCCUGGAGGACCACAACGCCAAGAGGGAGCGGCAGCAGCAGCGGCAGAUCCAAGUCCUGGAGUACAAGCUGCAGCAGGAGAAGGUCAUCCAGGACGACCUGAAGACCAGCCUUGACCUGGAGCGGCAGCGGGUCCGUGAAGUGUCCGGUGAGCUGUCACGCGAGAAGAACUCAAGCCUGGAGAUUCAGGGAGAACUCUCCACUGUGCAGAUACAGCUGUCUAAAGCUCGGGAUGCUCUGGAGCGGGAGCACAACAGAUUCAUCUCAGUCACGGAGAUAUGGAACACCGUGAUAGAUGCUCUGGAAGAAGAGAGAACCAAGAACAGUCGGCUGUCGGAGCUCCUGGAGUCGGAGAGGAGGAAGUGUGUGCUGCUGAACUCGCAGGUCAUUGACCUCCGCUCUCACAACAAGGACUACUUGGAGAAGGAGAGCAGAUUUGUUGAGCAACUACGUAUUGAACUAGAGCGCGAGAGGGAGAAACGCGUGGAGUGUUCCAGACAGACGGAACAAGAACGAUCCGCCAAACAUGGCGUGCAGCAGGAGCUGGAAGGAGAGCGGCGGAAGAUGCGUUCUGUGCAGACAGACUGUGACGCACUGGUGGCACAGCUCAAGUUGUCCCUGGAAGCUGAGAGGGGCAAAGUCGAGGAUCUUAGUCAAAACAUGGAUGAGGAACGACAAACGACCACCCGAUUGAGGACGGCUCUCGAGUUGGAGAGGACAAAUCACCAGGAGGCUGCCAGUCAGGACCGAGGUACGAUCGAGGACAUGGAGGCGCGGCUGAGGUCGGACCAGGCGCAGGUGGAGGACCUCCAUCGCUCGCUGGCCCGGGAGAAGCAGAAGGUGGUGAGUGUGAGCGAGAUGCUGGAGACCGAGCGGGAGAACACGAGGCAGACGCUGGAGCACGAGAGAGCAGUCAACAGGCAGCUGAAGAGGGAUGCUGAGGACUUGCAGGUUGAGAAGACGGAGCUGAAACGACAAGUUGAGUUUGAGGGUGAGACAAUAAAAACCUAUCAGAACCAGACGGAGCAGCUCCACGAGGAGGUGAAGGUCCUCAAGCAGAGGGAGAACGAGUUCCAGAUGCGGACAGACAGCCAACAGGCUGCAGUACGCAAAACUGUCCGAGAUCUGGAGCGGGAGAGGGACGAACUGAAGAUCAAACUGCAUGAGCUGGAACUGGAGACAGACCGGCUGACGGACAAGGUGCAGGACACACAGCUGCAGCUGGAUGACGUCCGAGGGCGGGAGCUCCAGACCCGGCACGAGCUGGACCGACUGAGACUCACCACCACAACUCACCACACCACCACAACUCACCACACCACCAGCUCGAGUGACAGGCCACCAGCUGCAGCAGUCAAUGUGAGGACCAGUGUUGAUGGCAGGCCGACAUUGAGGAAAGACAACUUUGAUAACCUGGUACAGAGGCUGGAGUUCCUGGCCCUGCGUAUGCAGGAUGAUGUGACCUUGACCCCACGACAGUGCGGAGGGGAUGAAGUGGACGCCCAGGUUGAUAGGACAUCGAACUACGUGGCGGACAUCCAGGCAGUACUCAUGGACAUGAAACAACUACAACAACCACUCGAGUCUAGUGAGGUCCGUGCCAGUGCAUCAGCUGGUCAGCUGGCCAACGAGCGCAUCGUGCAGCACAAUGCAGAGUUGACGUUGUUCCUGAAGCGGGUGUGUCAGGAGAAGGAAGAGCUCCGAGUGACUCUGGACGCCAUGGAGGAGGAUGUAGCUAGGCUGCGGAGGCAGGGCAGACACACACAGGUUCGGAGGAAUGAGGAGGAGGAAGAAAAUCGGUACCUCCAGGACAGGAUGUCCUGGGCCAGUGAGAGGCUGUCGCUGCAGAUGACCCUGGACACUGCUGAGCAUGAGGUGGAGAGACUGCAGUCAGAGAUUCGUCACGUCAGAGGUCAGCUGGACUCGGAGGGGUAUCUCACAGAGGCAGAUAGAGACAAGAUGCAAAGACUGUAUGGCAAGUUCCUGAGAUCGGAGAGUUUCCGCAAGGCCCUGGUGUAUCAGAAACGCUACCUGCUGAUGCUCCUCGGGGGGUACCAGGACUGUGAGCAGGAGACCUUGAUGCUGAUAGCACAGAUGGGGGGCUACCCCUCCGACAUCGACGCGCGGCGACGCAGCAGACACUCCCGCUUGUUCGGCCUCUUCCGGAGUGCCGCCCGAGUCAUCAUCGCUAUAGCUAGAAUGAGGUUCAUGGUCCGCAAGUGGCGACGUGCAAUCAGAGUGGGCUCCCCUGUCGUGAGUGGGCGUGUCAACAUGAAUGUCGGUUACAUGCCGUCGACCUACACACAUCCUCAACCCGCGACCUCCCCACGCUACUUCCCAUCAAUGUCCAGAAUUCCCGAUCUCCCGAGAUCAUCAACCUCCGAACCCCUCUUGGUGUUAAAUGGCGAUGUAGCCAACCCAUACCGCCUGACCUCCAGUGCCGGAGCUACAAGACGCCAGUUUACAACACCCCCAACAAAAGACACCAGUGCUAGUCACACAUCCUGUGAUAGAACUCCUUCCUCCAGUGCUAGAAGACGUCUGCUUCAAACUAAUACCAGUGGGACCAUGAGCACGUAUGGUCAAAGUCACCCCAUGACGCGAGCUACGACUGCAGACGAAUCUACAGACGACUUCCUUCAUCGACUAGAGAAUCUUCAAACCCGCCUUGGAAGUUACACCACUGGUUCAAGUCCCACCAGGACAAGUGCCUGGAGAUAACGGCAGCAUCAACAACAUCAGCAUUGCCAACGCCAGAGUCAUCGUGGACUACACCCUGAUUCCACUUUACAUCUACUUCAUGUCAUCAUCCAGAACGGAGAUUGAACCAUCAAGAUUGGGGAAGUCAUUGCCAUCAAGAUGGAGGCAGUCAUUGCCCAUCAAGAUGGAGGCAGUCAUUGCCAUCAAGAUGGAGGCAGUCAUAGCCAUCAAGAUGGAGGCAGUCAUAGCCAUCAAGAUGGAGGCAGUCAUUGCCCAUCAAGGUGGAGGCAGUCAUUGCCCAUCAAGGUGGAGGCAGUCAUUGCCAUCAAGAUCAAGGCAGUCAUUGCCAUCAAUAUAGAAGCAGUCAUUGACCAUCAAGAUUGAGGCAGUCACUGCUCUCAUCACUGAGUGUAUGACGACCUGGAGAGUAUUUGGAGUUACUGCACUAUGUCUGAGUGAGAUAUCAGUAUUUGGAAUAAAUGAUGAUCAAUGUUUGUUGCAAGUAUCGGAAAUUUUAUGGCAGGAGAAAUAUUCGGCAAUUACGCCUUGACAAAAGGAAACCAUGUUACAGGUAUCUGUGGCCAAGUGACACUUCUUGCCUUCGUCUCGUCAUGAUUGAUGUGAUGAGUGCUAGAAUAUACGAGUCAUUAUUUCCCAAUUGUUCAACUGAACUGACUAAAAAACUCAAUUGUUUGGAUGAAAUGAGAGGAGAUAUUUUUACAAUGAGAAAUGUGAAGUGUUAAUGACUGUCAGUUACAUAUGUUGUUGUCAAGAUUGCUGAGCUGGAAAGACUUUAUUUUAGAAAUCCCCAAAUAAUGUGAAUCACUCAUGUAUCAAUGAAACCCAUCGCUGUUUUAGAAGUACUGUAAUUUAAAGUGUACAGUUGACACAUUUUGUUGAUAAUUCCUUUUAAUCAGGACACUGUUUAAGUAUUUUAAAUGUACAUCAGGGUGUAUUUGUUACAGUCAACAUUUAAUGUUUAACGAUUUCACAGAGUCAGCUUGGCCUGAGGUUUGAGUGAGAGGAAGAUUUAAAUCUGAGCCGUUGACACAUGUCUGAAAUUACAAGUCAGAUUCCUUGUGUUCAUCCAGUGUUUUAUUCAUGGGAAAUGCUGCUUUUAUGUACAUUGCACUUGUACCAUUCAACUCUUAACACCUUCUGUAUCUUCCUUGAAGUGAUGCUGUCCUCAUGAAGCUUGUUUUGCUUUUGCAUGUUUAAAUUCGUCAACUAACGACAACGCCCUGUUUUUAAUACUAAGAGUUUUCGAAAGAUGCAAAUGUAUGUUUCAUAAUGUUUGUUGUAUAUUUCAUAAUAAAAGCCAUAGUCAUUUGUUAAUAUCCUUGUAAAAAUAUGUAUUUUAAUUUAUUUUUGUUCGUAAGAAGUAAUGCGUUUGUUCAUUGCUGGAGAAACUGUAUGUCGUGUUUGUGACAAGUGUUAGACAGUUUACAGUUUUAGUUGGGACCUCCUCCUCAUGAGGAAGUCGGGUUUAUUUGUGCCAAAAACGGUGAAUGGCGGCCAAAAUGUAGAGGAUUUCAGAUUGUGUUGAUAUUUUUAGAAUUUUGGAUAUGGCAUUUGUUGUAGUUGGUCAUAGCAGGGAAAACCUAACACAGUAAACCGGAAGUUGUCCGGGAAUCUAUUAACGGUCCUUCAGGACCAGGCUUACACGAGCUGUGAACACUAGGAACACUACAUGUCUGCCUGACAUUCUGUGUCAAAGACUGGAGACAUUGUCCUAUUUCUAAGACUGGUCAAGAUGCCAAGUCAAGCAUCUGUCAUUAAAGUUAAAUGUCUGUAAAUAAAGUUAAGCAGCUGUUAGCCUCUGUGAGUAAAGUUAAGCAGCUGUUAGCCUCUGUGAGUAAAGUAAUGCAGCUGUUAGCCUCUGUAAGUAAAGUUAAGCAGCUGUUAGCCUCUGUGAGUAAAGUUAAGCAGCUGUAAGCCUCUGUGAGUAAAAUUAAGCAGCUGUUAGCCUCUGUGAGUAAAGUUAAGCAGCUGUAAGCCUCUGUAAGUAAAGUUAAGCAGCUGUAAGCCUCUGUAAGUAAAGUUAAGCAGCUGUUAACCUCUGUAAGUAAAGUUUAGCAGCUGUAAGCCUCUGUAAGUAAAGUUAAGCAGCUGUAAGCCUCUGUAAGUAAAGUUAAGCAGCUGUUAGCCUCUGUAAGUAAAGUUAAGCAGCUGUAAGCCUCUGUAAGUAAAGUUAAGCAACUGUUAGCCUCUGAGGGUAAAGUUAACUCUGUUAAGCAUUGUUAAGUGUUCAUGUCAGAUACUGAUUAUCCUUUUUGUCAAAAUAUGUAUUCUUGAUGAACUUUAUGCUGAUGAGGCAGGUUUAAUAUCAUGACCUAUUUUUAGAAUGGAUCUGAAUUGUACAUUGUCACAGUGGAAUAAAAACCCAGUGCACUGUUGAUGAUUUAUGCCAGUGGAAGAUUUGAGGGAAGAUAUGUUUUAGUAAAUGCCCUCAAAUUUUCAAUUGUGUAUAAUAGAGUUUUCCCCAAAGAAUGUUUAUUCUGUUGAUUUUGUUACAAGUACGUAUUUAGAUGUUGUUUGGAAGUAAGGAAACACGUGCCACUGCAAUAACCAUCUCUAGGCACACUUCACAAAGAUUGUUUCAGUGAUAAAUAUCUUUUGUACUAAAUAUUAGUAGUUUCAAAUGAUAUGUAGGAGUAGCUUGUAAAUUUCCUUACAAAUAUGAAAGGAAUUUCAGGUGCUUUUAGUGAUAAUUGACAAUCUUAUAUAUGUCACUUUCACAAAAACAGUGUUAUCACAAAUUUCAAUCCAAUCCGUCGCACUACUUUCUGUGAUAUGUGUUUAUACGCCCACUGUACCUUGUAUUCAUACGCCAUAGCUUCCUAAUCACUGGAGGACUUGUUUCUCUGUUGUGAGAUGGCAUUUCUUGUAUAGUACAUAACAUGCCUAUUAAAUAAACUAUUAUUUUCACAGUUA
Molecule: messenger RNA, 26482 nt
Organism: Haliotis rufescens (red abalone)
Lineage: Eukaryota; Metazoa; Mollusca; Gastropoda; Lepetellida; Haliotidae
Product: A-kinase anchor protein 9-like
Exons: 61
Coding region: 65-23569 (7834 amino acids)
Biological process (GO): signal transduction
Molecular function (GO): molecular adaptor activity
Source: RefSeq, a predicted model, not a curated record